Messenger RNA from Didymella exigua CBS 183.55, 1260 nucleotides. RefSeq lists its product as uncharacterized. Lineage: Eukaryota; Fungi; Ascomycota; Dothideomycetes; Pleosporales; Didymellaceae. The transcript has a single exon. Bases 1 to 1260 code for a protein of 419 amino acids. The record is from RefSeq and is a predicted model, not a curated record.
AUGUACUCAAGACAAGCCAUGCAGAACGCGCGCUUCGCAGCUCGCAGCGCAGCUCGCCCUGCCGCCCACGUCAAGCCUCAGUUCCGUGCGCAGAAGCCUCGUUUCCAGUCAACUGAAUCAGCAGCUUCCGGUAACUCUGGCGCUGGGUCACAAGCUGCCAUCGGCGCCGUCUCAGGUGCCGCCGCCGCUGUCGCUGUUGGCUAUAUCUUUUACCGACAGUCUGGUGCCCGAGACCUGGUAGCAGCUUCCAAGCAGACUAAGAACUACAUCAAUUCAACCACGCAGAAGAUCAAGGAGAACACACCCGAGCCUAACGAGGCCCUCGAGUGGCUGCGCAACGCUGCACAGAGCUACGCUGCUUUUAUCCCCGGCGCCAAGGGAUACGUAGACUCUGCUUUCAACGACCUUGAUGCUGUCCGCGCGAAGCACGGUGACGAAGUCGACUCAAUCGUUCGUGAGGCUUACGGCGAGCUCCGCGAUGUUCUGAAGGGAGGUGACAUCAGUGUCUUCACCGCCCAGCAGGCAUGGCAGGUACUCGUGAAGCACCUUGGCCGCAUUGCCGACCUCUCUGGCGACGUCGCCCAGCAAAUCAUGGACAAUCACCCCAUGCUGAAGGAGAAAGUUGGCGGCAACCUGGACACACUGAAGCAGCUGGGUGACCAGUACGGCCCGGAGGCCAAGAAGGAAGUCGACAAGACAUGGAAGCAGAUUAGCGACAUUGUCAAGACCGGCAUCAGCCCUGCCAACAUUGAGAAGAUCAAGGGCGUCGUGCAAGAGAAGGUCGAGAAGAUUAAGCAGCUCGGUGAUAAGGCAUGGGACAAGGGCAUGGAGCAGGCUAAGCCCUAUCUUGAGAAGAACCCUCAGAUCAAGAAGCUUGUUGAGGAGAACAAGGACGCCCUCAAGUCCGGCAAUGUUCAGGAGCUGUACGAGAAGGUCAAGACUGCCAUCGAGAAGGGCGACACAGGCGACCUCGAGAAAUACGUCAAGGACGCCGCAAGCCAGGCCAAGGACAAGGCACAGCAGUCCGGCUACGAUCUCGACGGCAUCCAGAAGUACGCUGAGCAGUACAUGAGCAAGAUCCCCGGAGGCGAACAGAUCAUGUCUAAGCUCCAGCAGCUGCAGGAGGCGGCAUCGAACCAUGGCGACGAGGCGCAGAAGAUCUUCAAGGACGCCGUCUCUGAGGUCACUGAGGUGCUGAAGAAACAUGGCGACAAGGCACAGAGCUUGGCAAAGGAAGCUAAGGAGGAUACCAAGAAAUAA